AUGGCCUUUGCUAAGCUUCUCUCCAUCGUCACCCUCGCUACUGCGGCCAGCGCCGCAGUCACAAAGCGCGUGACCUGCCCCGGCGGCGGUGUCACGGCCAACGAGGCAUGCUGUGUUCUCUUCCCCGUCCUCGAGGACAUUCAGGCGAACCUCUUCGACAACGAGUGCGGUGACAAUGCGCACGAGGCGCUCCGCCUGACCUUCCACGACGCGAUCGGUAUCUCGAAGACCAACUCGUCCUUCGGCGAUGGCGCCGACGGUUCCUUCGUGCUGUUCGGCGACAUAGAAACGCAGUUCGCGGCUAAUGGCGGCACGGACGAGAUUGUGGCCCUCGAGAAGCGCUUCAUCUCGCAGCACCCGGGUAUUUCGACCGCCGACUUCAUCCAGUUCGCCGGUGCAGUCGGUAUCUCGAACUGCCCUGGUGCCCCACGUCUUGAGUUCCUUCUCGGUCGCAAGGACGGUACGCGUCCGGCUCCAGACGGCACUGUUCCUCUGCCAUUCGACGACAUUGGCAAGAUCCUUGCUCGCAUGGAGGACGGCGGAAGCUUCUCCCCGGCUGAGGUUGUAGCACUACUCUCAGCGCACUCGGUUGGCGCUUCUGACAACGUUGACGGCACCAUCCCCCGGACGCCUUUCGACUCGACCCCGAACCGUUUCGACACGCAGUUCUUCGUCGAGACUCAACUUCGCGGCACACUGUUCCCCGGUAGCGGCCCGAACGAGGGUGAGGUUCAGUCGCCUCUUCGCGGCGAGAUCCGUCUCCAGUCCGACCAUCUCUUCGCCCGCGACUCGCGCACAAACUGCUUCUGGCAAGCCAACGCGAACCAGCAGACGCACAUGACGAGCACAUUCGCUGCUGCCAUGGCUAAGCUCGUCGUCCUCGGCCAGAACGUCAACUCCCUCGUUGACUGUUCCGAUGUCAUCCCCGUGCCGCCGCCGUUCACCGCUCAGGCUACCUUCCCCGCCGGACUUUCCAACAAGGACAUCGAGCAGGCUUGUGCUACCGCUGCGUUCCCGACGCUCAAGACCGACCCCGGCCCGGCUACUUCGGUUGCCCCUGUUCCUCCCGGUUCCACGUAG
Molecule: messenger RNA, 1080 nt
Organism: Peniophora sp. CBMAI 1063
Lineage: Eukaryota; Fungi; Basidiomycota; Agaricomycetes; Russulales; Peniophoraceae
Source: the annotation of a GenBank genome assembly